AUGAAACUACAAACUGGAAUCUCGAGCAAAGACCUCGCCGUCGUGAAAGAGAUCGCAGAGCUGCAAAAACUGGAGAACGAGAAUAAUCAAAAGAUAGAGGAGGAAACCCGACAGAAGGAAGAAUGUUCCGAACAAGCUGACCAUGAAAAUACUUCUGAAGAAGCAUGCGUCGAAAGGUCUGACGAUUCCAUUUCGAGGUGAGGGAUUUUAUUUGAAACAAGAUUCUUUAAGCUUUUCUAGCUGAUUUUUUCGAAUUCGAAACAUGUUAGUUUUUGUUAAGAAAGCAAAAGAAGAAAAAAUUCUUCUAAAAUCGAGAGGCUAAACGCUUCGAGCCAAGCUAUGGUAUACCAGUUUCAAGAUAUGAUGAACAAAAUAUGGAAUGAAAUGGCUUUAACUGAAUUCUGGUGAACUCUUUUUUUAUAUUAGUGGAGUUUUUCUAAAAAGUUCUUUUAAAAAAUCAUCUAAAACUAUCAGGUUCUAAAUAAAUUGUAUUCUUGAUGAAAAGGAAAACCUUUCGAUUUGUUCCGUAGAAAGCUUCAACCGUCAAGUUUCAGUGUAAUGUCGCUGAAGAAAAUCUCGCAAGAGAGUAUUCUGAACUGGAAAAACUGCUGUCUGAACUGGAAGAACUGCUGUUUGAAGCCGUCCAACUGCUGUGUGGUUAAAUUCGUUUCGGAACGCAUUUCUGCAAACGAUGAAAAAGAAGAGUAG
This is a messenger RNA of Caenorhabditis auriculariae, 708 nucleotides long. The record is from the annotation of a GenBank genome assembly. Lineage: Eukaryota; Metazoa; Nematoda; Chromadorea; Rhabditida; Rhabditidae.